Akanthomyces muscarius is the source of this 822-nucleotide messenger RNA. RefSeq lists its product as uncharacterized. NCBI's taxonomy places the organism in Eukaryota, Fungi, Ascomycota, Sordariomycetes, Hypocreales, Cordycipitaceae. The transcript has 2 exons. Gene Ontology annotation, biological process: rRNA processing. The record is from RefSeq and is a predicted model, not a curated record. The coding region runs from base 1 to 822 and encodes 273 amino acids. Gene Ontology annotation, cellular component: nucleolus; small-subunit processome.
AUGUCGUCUAUGCGAAAUGCCGUCGAUCGGCGCGUUCAUCGCGAGCGUGCGCAACCGCUUGAGCGCCGUCGCCUGGGUCUCCUUGAGAAACACAAGGACUAUUCCAAGCGAGCAGCAGACUACAACAAGAAAAAGGCCCAGCUCAAGUCGCUGCGCGCCAAGGCCGCCGAGCGCAACGAGGAUGAAUUCUACUUUGGCAUGAUGUCCCGCAAGGGACCCGGCGCCCGCAUCAAGGUCGGCAAGAGCUGGAGCGGCACCGUCCAGGGCGACCGCGGAAACAAGGUCCUGGACAUGGAGACAUCAAGACUGCUCAAGACGCAGGAUAUGGGAUACGUUCGCACCAUGAAGCAGGUUGCCACGAAAGAGGCUGCCAAGCUCGAGGAGCAGAUCGUCAUGACCCGAGGCAUGGACCACCUGGACGAGGACGAAGACGACGAGGACGACUUUUCCGGCUUCGAUAGCGACGACGAGGUACCUAUGCGCAAGCCGUCAAAGCCCAAGGCCGCGCGAAAGAUCCUAUUCUUUGACGACGAAAAUGCGCAAGAGGACGCCAUGGAGGAUCAUCUCGAGCUCGAGGAGAGAGAAGCCGACAAGGAGGACGGCGACGACAAGGACAAGGACAAGGGAGACCAAGCAUCGGAGCGCGAAAAGUCGCUACGGAGACUGAAACGACAGCUGGAGAGUGCGCGCCAAAAGAUCAAGGCCCUGACGGACGCCGAGGAGGCCCUCGAGGAGCAGCGCGCAAAGAUGGCCAAGACGGCGACGUCGGGCGGCUCGACGAGGCGUGGCAAGAAGAUCAUGGUGCGUACGCGCAAGAGGUAG